Molecule: messenger RNA, 2228 nt
Organism: Vigna umbellata (rice bean)
Lineage: Eukaryota; Viridiplantae; Streptophyta; Magnoliopsida; Fabales; Fabaceae
Biological process (GO): DNA-templated transcription
Molecular function (GO): transcription corepressor activity
Source: RefSeq, a predicted model, not a curated record
AAGAAACGUUGAGAAAAAGCCAAAGGUUGAAGGUGGGAACAAUCAUCACUGAACGAAGUUUGUGUAGUUAUCAGACGUGUGUGUGUGCGCGCGUUAGCGUUGUAAUCACAAUCAAUCGAUUGUUGUCGCAAAUCCAAACGGCGUCGUCGUCGGCGGCGGAAGAUGUCUUCGCAGCAACAGCAAAUGCAGAACAGUGGCGGCGGCGGCGGCAGCAUGGGCAUCCCAGCGAGCGAGAUUUUCUGGACUCUGGCCGAUAAAGCCGACAAAAAGUUCUCCAAAAUCAGGGACAUUCCUUUUUACCAGCGCAGCAGGCGUGAUACGUACUUUUACAAGGUCUUCAAGGUUUACACACAAUUGUGGAAGUUUCAGCAGGAGAAUCGGCAGAAGCUAGUUGAAGCUGGGCUUAGGAGAUGGGAAAUUGGUGAAAUUGCAUCUCGCAUUGGGCAACUGUAUUUUGGGCAGUACAUGCAAACAAGUGAUGCAAAUUAUCUGUCAGAGUCAUAUAUAUUCUAUGAGGCCAUAUUGACUCGGGAGUAUUUUAAGGAGGGAAUGUUUCAGGAUGUGAAUAUUGCAAACAAACAAUUGAGGUUUCUUGCUAGAUUCAUAAUGGUGUGUUUGGUUUUGAAUCGGAGGGAAAUGGUACAACAAUUGGUUAAUCAGCUUAAAGUAUUAGUCGAUGAAUGCAAGAGAGCAUUCCAGGAAAGUGACUUUAAAGAAUGGAAGCUGGUGGUUCAAGAAAUAGUCAGAUUUUUAAAAGCUGACACUGCUUUUAUGAAUCUCAGGCCCUUAAGAUAUAGUCUAGUUUUGGACUCUCAUCCUGAUACCUUGCCACAUGUUCCUGCAGCCAUUACAAAGCGACAUUUGAAACUACGAGAUGCUGUAUUAAGUAGCUUCCAUGAAAAUGAGGUAAAGUAUUCAGAGCUCACAGUGGACACUUUUAGGAUGCUUCAAUGUCUGGAGUGGGAACCUAGUGGCUUAUUUUACCAGUCCAGUGGUUCAAAACUUAGCCAGAAUGGGGCUACUGGGACUAGUCGCAUCAGUUACAUCCAAGACAUUGCUGAUCCUACUUUACCAGCAAAUCCACGGAAAGCUGUAUUAUACCAUCCUGCACUGACACAUUUUAUAGCCGUUCUUGCCACAAUAUGUGAGGAGCUUCCUUCUGAUGGUAUUCUCCUUGUGUAUUUGUCAGCUUCAGGAUAUUGUAGUUCUCCUCAAAAUGAAUCUGGUUGCAUACACCUUGGUUCUCAUGGAGAGAGAGGAUCAAACUGCGUAUAUCCUUCUGACUUUCUACCAUUUACUAGAAGACCACUUCUUUUAGUCAUUGAUAAUGACAAUAGCAACGCAUUUAAGGUGAUAGCAGACGCAGAAAAGGGAGAGCCAGUUGCAAUGCUCCUUUCACCAAGCUGUUCUCCUGCUGUGUCUGACUGCUCACAUCAUUCAAAUGGGAGCCUAUUCACCAUGUUUCUUACAGCUCCGCUGCAAGCUUUCUGUCUUCUGAUUGGACUUUCAGAUACUGAUAUUGAUUUGGACACAUUCAACAAAGCUGAAGCAAUACUCACAUCUUCACUAAAUACCUGGGGGCUAGCAUUGGCAACAUCAAACACACUUAAUCCUGUUUGGGGGCAGAUUUUAGGUGAUCCCUUUAUUAGGAGGCUUAUUUUGAGAUUCAUGUUUUGUCAGGAAGUGUUGACCCUAUAUGCACCAGUUUACAAAGAGAACAAAUUCCUUCCGACAUGUGUCCCUGCUCUUCCGAUGCCUGCCAUGCCUCCAACUUACUCUUAUGAGAGUGUAAUUCUGAAUUUAGCCAGCAUGUUUGGUGCAACUAAGUAUUUCAUCUUCUCAGAGGAUGUUGUUUGUCCUGAAAAUUUAGAAGUCGACAUGAAUCAGUUGACUCUAUGAAGAUAAUUAAAAGCAUCAUCUCGGAGGCAUUAAAAUGUAUACAGAAUGUUUGUAUAGCAACUAAAAACAUGAAUUCUGUCAAUGUUUUUAUUUUUCUGGUUGUGCGAAUGUCUAAUGUGGAUUGAAGCUCGACAUGGCAAGUUGCAUAGUCCUGAAGAAUGGAAUUGAACAAAAGAAGAAAGUUUGAUAUAGGGAUCGGUAUUGUUGCGAAGAAACCUUGUAUUUGUUUUUGUCACUACAACCAAUGUCAUGAUGCUUUGAUGUUUUUUCUACUAAAAUGAUUCGUUAAUGUUUUUGGCAAUGAAUAGAGAAUGUUUGCGUUGGUAUCA